Messenger RNA from Helicoverpa armigera (cotton bollworm), 3894 nucleotides. RefSeq lists its product as uncharacterized. The transcript has 4 exons. The record is from RefSeq and is a predicted model, not a curated record. Bases 153 to 1238 code for a protein of 361 amino acids. NCBI's taxonomy places the organism in Eukaryota, Metazoa, Arthropoda, Insecta, Lepidoptera, Noctuidae.
GCUGCGCCGCCUCGCGCCAGACCAGACCCCGCCGGCGACGCCACACGGACCUCCAGAGCUUCAGCCGCGAUCCAAGGCCGAGGGCAUUCCACCUCCAAAGUCACAGUGUGAUUAACCGUCCAGUUCACGGUGAAAUCCACAGCGAAGACAGAAUGCAUUGGGCCCCCAACAGCUUUAUCUCAAGGACCAUCAUUUGCCGGUGUUCGUUAAAUGCGAGUAAUUGCUGUGUUGGCGAGCAGGCGUGUCGCGAUUGGGCACGGGCGGCGCGGCGGCCGGCACAGCGCCGCAGCAUGUGUCGCGCGGCGGGAGUGCUGCUCGCGCUCGCCUCGUGCGCCGCGCUCGCCGUCGCUCUGCCCGACAACUGUGGCGUCGCUCAUUACGGUCACCCGACGGGCGCCGCGCAGCGCCUGGUGCAGACGCGGCUGGGCCCCGGCCUCGCCGACUGGACUGUCCGCGUGCCCGUCCCGCCGUCGUGCCGCGACGCGACUAUCACCGGCGUCGAGAUGGUGGUGUGUGACGCCGACGCGCCGCCCAACGUGUCCAUGAGCGACGCGCUGACGGCGCGCGUGCACCGCCCCGGCAACCUGUCCGACAGCGCCGCAGUCAACGUCACCGUGCACUGCGUGCCGCCCGAUGCGUCUGACACCGCCACGCUCGCGCCGCACCUCGCCACCACGUCGGUGCACCACGCCGACACCAGGUCCACGUACGGCUCCAAGGAACUAGGCUCCAAAGAUCAUGUUUCCACAGAAAUUGUCACGUCCGGCUCGGAGCCAAACGAUGUCAAGUGGAAUGAAUGGACAUCAACUGCAGCGACGACAACAUCCACCACCACCACGACCACGCCCCCGUUACCACCCACGCCAAGAGUGACCGCGCCUCCUACCGUGGCAUCUACCACAGAACAGGUGCUUCCAACACCCACAAAAUCAAAACACUCCAAGAAAAAAUCACCACACACACUUAAAGUUACCAUAAAAAUUACACCUGAGUCAGAAACAUCCAUAAACGACGAGCAACCGCAGACUUAUAACGUAGAGCUGCCGGCGGUGCAGUCCCGGCAGUCGCUGCCGGCGGCGGGCGCGGCGGGCGGCGCGGGGAGCAGACAGGACGCGCUGUACGGCGCGCUGCUGCAGCGGCAGCUGGCGCGCGCGCGGGCGCUGCCGCUGAGCUUGCUGGGCCCGCACACGCUGCUGCUGCCGCGCCGACACCCGCUACUGUAUUGGCCACACUUCUGACACUUGCUAAUACUUACAUAUUUCUACUGUGUAUGUUGCGAAUGAUAAAAUCUACUUUUCUUUUACAAUAAGUAAUUUCUUCAAUUUGACGAUCUUCUAGAAAUGGGGUCUCGUUUUUCCCUACGAUUAGUGGGCCAUGUUGUGUCAAUAGUUACUGGAUCUCGUGCAUUGUUUGAUGAAGUAACUAAUAUGAAGUACCUAAUCUAAGUUUUCAUAAGCACUUAUAAAUAAUAAUAUAUUCAGUUGUAAUGAACAAUAUGAAACAUUUAAAGUUAUUAGAGGGUGGUGCGCGGCGCGGGACGGCUGAUUGCGUCCGCCGCGUCACAAUGCGCUAUUGUUGGGAAACAGAAAUAAAUACAAACACAAAAGAAGACGCUUUCUUGCUAUAAUGAGGACGACGCGGAAGCAAAUAGUUUUAUGUCGCGCGCUGCAUUCUGUCGCCGGCGAGUUGCGCCGCGAGCGGUGCCUGCCAUACCUGUGCCACGGAUACAGCUCUUCUAAUGCAUUGUGUUUAUACGUCCUAUAAUUAUAAUAAAGAGGAAAUAGUUUUCUGAUUGUUUUCUUGUACCCUAAAGGCCCUGAAGCUGCUGAACAGAUUUAAAAAAUCUUUCACUGUUAGGAGGCUACACUAUCCUCGGGUGACAAAGGCUGUAUUUUAUCAGGUUCGAGAAGAUAUUUCCACGGACACAGGUGACACUGCAGGAAACAGCUAGGUAUUCAAUAAGUGUGUGUCAGACGGCAGGAGCAGUGUGACGUCACGGUCAUGCGCGCGCUGCGUGUGCGCUUUCGCGCCGCUGAUUUGGUGCAUAUAGACAAAUAACACAAUUACACGGCCCAUGUAACUCCGGUGUUGCGUGCACAUACUUACAAGUACCGCUAUUUAUUUAUGUGCAUGUAGAAUACCUAUUUAGCUAAGUGAAAACGUUUAUCGUAACUACAUACAGUCGCGUGUGUGGUCACGUGCACGCUGCACGCACGGCGCGGGCGACGCUGCCGGCUCGCGGGCGGGGAGGCGGGGAGGCGGGGGAGGUUCAAUGUUACUACUCCAUUGUUACAAUGACAAUUUAUUGUAACUUUGCACUUUUGCUUUUUGUUGAUUGUUGCGACCGGACGCUCAUAGGAUUCAGACUCUCAAUGGGGCUGUGGGUACUUCUAUCCAAUAUGGCCGAAAAUGUAACGCGGUGUCCUGCGUGAGCGACGAACGCGACGCGACGCGACGCAACACGACGCGACGUAAUGCGACGCGAUGCUAUACGCGACAAAUGUCCUACGUGAUUUUGGUCAUUACUUCUCAAAUCAUGGAUAAAUACAGUACCAUUUUACUUGAAAGUUCAUAUUUAAAGACGAGAUAAACGAUUUCUAUAAUGUUUAUGUUUUUUCUCCCACAACAAUCUUUAUUCACGCACUGCGGCGAUCAACGCUUCUGAAAAGUUCGUGGUGUCGCAUCUGGUCGCCUUCAAAACAAGUUCGCGUUACACACGGCACGGCACGGCGCGGCGCGGCACGGCACGGCGGCAGCGCGUUUAUCAGGUCGCCGCGGAUUGAUUUACAUGUUCCUCGCGCCACACACAUUACUCUUGAAAAUAUUUCAGUCCUCGUCAAAAAAUAAUGAACGUUUGAAAAUGAUGCUCAGAUUAACGGAGAAGAAUUAGACGGCCGGAACAAAUGACUAACAUGAAGUGGUGAGACGUGAGCGCGCGUCGCGACCACGCGCUGGCUGCAGCCAGCCACACCCUUGUAUCUGUUACUCACGCACAUUCCGCGUCCAGAUAUAAAUCAGUGCACUAAUAUACUUAAUAAAGAAGAAACAUUUCUUUGUCUGUUUAUAACGUAAAGGAUCCGAAACUAUUGAACCAAUUUGAAAAUAUAUUUUACUGUUGGAUAGCUUCAAUAUUUCCGAGUAACAAGGCUAAUAUUUUGUCCCUGUACGGGAAGAAGUUCCCACGAAACGCGGGUGAAACCGCGAGAAAACGGCUAGUAGCUAAUAUUUUAAUAUCAAUAUUAUAUUAGCAUAACGCGAAAGUGUAAUGUGCCGAAAUUUUGUGUUAGCAAUAACAAAACCUACUUAGGAAUAUGCAUUUUGACAGUAAAAUUGUAUUAAAGUAAAACUAUAUUGGCCUUACCACAAAAACUUUAACCCUUUAACCCCUGUUUUACACUUGUCUAAUAAAAUUUUGGCUGCAAAAUGAACCAUAUGUCAACGUCAUAAUUUGUCAUUUUUUUAGACAAGGCAUAAACCAUGCAUCAUUGACAUAUAUUCUAGCGAUAGACAAGAACAUCCAUACAAAUAAUUUACCCGCUUAUGUCGUCUGUUGACAUCUCGUUGACGUAUUAUGACAUGUCAUCAUCAUCAGCCUAUCGCAGUCCACUGCUGGACAUAGGCCUCUCCAAGUGCACGCCACUGAGAUCGAUUUUCGGCUACUCGCAUCCAGCUCCUGCCAGCCGUCUUGCGCAAGUCAUCACUCCAUCAUGUCAUCAAGACAUGUAGUCAUCCUCAUUGAUGUUAAUUGCUGAAGUGUCGCUCGUAUUUUGCCUACAUUUUUCAUUACUCAAAAAGUUUAUAUCUAAGUGAAUUCAAAAUCAUGUAAUAUAUCAAAAAGUUUAUUUAUAUCUAAUUGAAUGCAAAAUCAUGUAAUAUAUUAAAACCAGGAACUUA